UUUGCGCCAGAUAAAUACCACCUAAUACACUUCACAAAAGCCCGCAAGUUUGUCAACGUAAAAGCUACAGUUAAUAUACAGGGCUUUACCGAAGGCCCUAUAACAGACCUAAGAAUGCUAGGGGUCCAGGUGGAUUCCAAACUUAAAUGGGGCCCGCAUAUUAACACCACGAAGAACAAAGCCACGGCCCAGAUGGGGGCCCUUACGAGGCUCACGGCGUCGACCUGGGGCGCAAGCUUCCGGAAGGCACGCACAAUAUACUCGGCGGUUAUUAGGCCUGCCAUCACGUACGGAUGCACCUCCUGGUAUACUACACCGGGCAUAAAAGAGCAGAUCAGCAAGACAAAGAUUAAGCAGCUCGAAACAGCACAGAACCAGUGCCUUUGUGCUAUCUUAGGGGCAUACAAGACAACAAGUAUUAGGGUGAUGGAGCACGAGACAUUAUGCCCUCUACUCCGGCUAAAGCUGGAGGAA
Messenger RNA from Mytilinidion resinicola, 474 nucleotides. RefSeq lists its product as uncharacterized. The record is from RefSeq and is a predicted model, not a curated record. The transcript has a single exon. The annotation marks the transcript as partial. Lineage: Eukaryota; Fungi; Ascomycota; Dothideomycetes; Mytilinidiales; Mytilinidiaceae.